GACGAAAUGAGAGAAACUGCGGAGCACAGGAUGUUCACCGUGUUCUGGUUGUUGCUUGACAACAUGAAAGAUAUAGACGUUACUCGUCUGAGGGAGGACAUGUUAGCCAGACUUCAGGCAAUUGCUGAAAUGAAGAACACCACGUUCGACGAGUUUCAGGCAUGGCUGGAUAUUGAAAGGGAAAGGCGCACCGCAGUCUUGAAGCGGUUUUCCGCCCACGUCACGAAGACAACAAACGGGGAGUUAGACGGAGGGGAUGUCAUGUGCCUUGCCAACUGCGGAAAGUGUGUGCUGAAGGAGGGGUGGGCAUCGUACAAUAGGCAAGAUUACAACACAGGUUCGCUACCUACGACAGCACGCAGCGUCGUUGACCUCUUAGCCUUCGCCGAGGACUGCAUUCGCCACUGUACGGAAACCGUCGAGAAGUACGGUCUGAGUGAAGUGGGUGUCGGGUCUGUUAAUGACGAGCUUCCUGCAAAAAUCGCGUCUCUGCUGAGCAAUUGCGAAGACGUAAUGGAUGCCCUGCAACACAGUCGAGGCAGGUUGUUGGCUGGAGAACUGACGGUGACAUGUACGGAAGGAGAUGUUAUGGGAUGUGGAGAAGGUGAAACGAAGAAGGGAAGAGAAGAAGCUGACAGACCAAUCGGAGUAGUGUUGAGGUUGAACGAUGAGGUGAGCGCUGACGACAAAUCGCGGCAUGUGUUGAAACUGUGGCAUGUUCUGGACGCGAAGGGCGAGUUGAGGCUCAAUGAUUUUGAGUACGACAGUGUCGACUGCGGAGAGUCAUGGGUGAUUGGCGGGUUGGACACUGCAGCGAGUUCGGUUUGCCCACAGACUGAUGUUAUGAGGGAUCCACGGUGGGGUUGGGUGCCACAUGACGCCCCGCUUCUUUGUGGCCGUGUGAAGGUGCCGAUGUGUGAUGCCAUGGGGAAUGUAUGGACCACAUGUUAUAUAAACGGCAGCUUCUCAUCUAGGCACCUGAGCAGGGAGGUGACUGAAGAGGAGAAGAUGGCGAUGGCUUGUCCCACCCCUGCUGCUCGUUGUUUUUCGCCGCCUCUUCGGAACCCUGUGGAGCUCGAGGUGGCAGAGGGGAAAGUGUUCGCGGGUGACCAUGGGUACACAUACACGCAUGCCAGAGGAGAGGACGCUACUGCUGAUGGAAUAACCACGCUGGUAUGGGACUCAUUCAACCUGAACCCUGACGUUCUGGCUGCCAUAGACAUUGCGGCCCAUGUCAUCCCUGAGGGGCAGUUGCAGCAGCAUGUGGCCCCUCAGAAGUAUGGAUAUCGUGUGAAUUGGGUCCCAGGAUGUCUGCAGCCGGCAACAGUUGAUCGCAAGGUGACCAUGGCAGCGAAACUGCAGACAGGCCAUUGGCUGCCCUUGGGGUGGAUGCAUGCAGGCAUGGUGGAGCAGUGGCAAUUCCUGGUGGUAGUGGCACGUGUCUCCAUUUUCAAUGCAGAUGUGAAGGACCACGUGCUGGUUGUGGAGCAUGCAAAGCGGUGCUGGGAGAAGAUAAGGGAGGAGGACCGUCAGAUGGGCGAUGGCGAGAACAGGUACAUGGCUCACAUCCGCCGCAGGCAUGGUUGCUCCGCCCUUGUUGGUUGGGUCCCGGCCGUAUGUCGCAUGACAUACGAGCAAGGUGGAGAGAUGAUGAUGAGGUUCAGGGACCCGCUUGGUGUGCCGUUUCUGCUGACGUACUCGGAUGGCCUCCUGCGAGACAUUCGGUAUAUGGUGGCCGAGGACACCCGAGGUGGACAUCGGAGGCCGGGACAGACGGAGGAGACGCGCCCGAGACAUCAUGACGGUUUGUCUGCUGAGGUGGAGGGCCCAGGUGGCGGUGAGCGAGUUGUAGGGUGCUCUACAGCGCAGGGUGACGUGGUCGGGCCCAGCAAGACAGCGAUGUCCCACAGCCCGAGGAAGGUGAAAGCGGUUGUGUCGAGGCCGCGGAGGGGGAAGACGGCUGGUGACAAGCAAAAGAAGAACCCCCAGCCUGUGCCACAGACCGGUAACAAUGCAGAUGCACCUGCACGGGUCCACAGACGCCGCAGACACCCCGGGAUGGCAACUUUGACAGAGAUCAGGAAGCUGCAACGAUCCACCGACCUUUGUAUCCCUUUCAGGCCUUUCUUGCGCGUCGUCCGCGAGGUGGUGGAGAAGGACAUUACCCCUAAUAAGGGCCUGAGGUUCGAGAUGACGGUUGUGCGUGCUUUGAUGGAGGCUGCGGAGGCUUACCUGGUCGCUAACUUCGAGAACACAAACGAAGUGGCGAUCCACUCGAAGAGGGUGACCAUCCAGGAAAUGGACAGCGGUCCACGGGUGUGCGACUGCGGCAGACCUUUCAUGCCCUUAUGGACUUUAAACUCGCAUUGUGCGAGGGCAUGCCCCGCCGUGGCGGAUGAGGGAGCGCAAAGGCAGGAGAAUGAUGCUGCCCACGAUCCGGGACCAUCCAACAUAGGCGCAGCCAAUCUCGCUGGUGAUGAGAGCGAGGACGCGGGGGCGGAGGACGAUGCGAAUGGGGCAGCCGGUGAUAACGCAGAGCCGGCAGCGCAACCCGUCGAGCCUUUUGACAGCUCGCGCAGGUUAGCAGCGCUUAUUUUCUCCACCAGGGGCGGCGUCGGUAUGUCACAUAUGGACGUUGAUGCUCUCUUGUCACUUCUCAAAGACCCGAGAUUCAACGCGACGGACAUUGCGUACCGCAACAGUCGAGAGUGCUUCGCAUGGGCGGGCAGUCUAGCAGAGGCCGCUGGGUGGAAGGAGUUGGAUCUGCGUAGUGACGACUGACCUCGAGAAGCGCACGCCGUCUUGUGGCACCGCGAUUGGCGAACUGCAUUCUUAUCGAUAAUGCACGUCG
Molecule: messenger RNA, 2851 nt
Organism: Chara braunii
Lineage: Eukaryota; Viridiplantae; Streptophyta; Charophyceae; Charales; Characeae
Source: the annotation of a GenBank genome assembly